Molecule: messenger RNA, 11071 nt
Organism: Mytilus californianus (California mussel)
Lineage: Eukaryota; Metazoa; Mollusca; Bivalvia; Mytilida; Mytilidae
Product: diacylglycerol kinase delta-like
Exons: 35
Coding region: 6-3746 (1246 amino acids)
Biological process (GO): intracellular signal transduction; diacylglycerol metabolic process; lipid phosphorylation
Molecular function (GO): ATP-dependent diacylglycerol kinase activity; protein binding
Source: RefSeq, a predicted model, not a curated record
CCAAGAUGGCGACCAGUUUGAAAGGAAAACGAACCUCGAAGGCAAAGACGAAGGAAUUACCAUCACAAGAAGAUUCAUCUGAGAGUGAGAUAGAAACGGAGCCUGCUAAAGCGUUUCAUCGUCGUAUUUCAACAAACAAGGAAAUUAAAACAUCGGGAGGAAAACAGAGGUUGGCAUGUACCAAAGAAGGUUAUCUCAUGAAACAGACAAAUUUCCAGAGAUGGAAAAGAAGAUACUUCAAACUGAAGGGAAGAAAACUUUACUAUGCAAAAGAUACAAAGUCUGGUAUAUUUGAUGAAAUAGAGUUAACAGAUCUGAGUGUAGCAGAAUGUAGUACCAAAAAUAUUAACCACAGUUUCCAGGUUAUAACACCAUUCCGAAAUUUAGUACUGUGUGCAGAGAGUAGAAGAGAAAUGGAGGAGUGGAUAUCAGCCCUCAAAACUGCUGCAAAGAAAGAAUUUUAUGAUGGUAAUGCCAGCCAACGAGAAAUGAUGUCUGGUCAACAUAACUGGUAUGCCUGUUCACAUGCUCGCCCAACAUAUUGUAAUGUCUGUCGUGAAGCCCUUUCUGGUGUUACGUCCCAUGGUCUUUCAUGUGAAGUGUGCAAAUUUAAAGCUCACAAACGAUGUGCUGUGAAAGCUCAGAGUACAUGUAAGUGGACCACUUUAGCAGCUAUAGGUAAAGACAUUAUAGAAGAUGAAGAUGGGAUUUCCAUGCCACAUCAAUGGUUAGAAGGAAAUCUCCCGGUCAGUGCUAAAUGUACAGUCUGCGACAAAACUUGUGGUAGUGUACUUAAACUGCAGGACUGGAGAUGUCUCUGGUGUAAAGUCAUGGUACACUCAAAUUGUAAAGAAGAACUGUCAAGAAAAUGUCCACUUGGUCAGUGUAGAGUGUCUAUACUGCCACCUACAGCUAUUAAUAAUAUAGACUCCGAUGGAUACUGGGAAGCUACACGACCAAAUCGUACUAGUCCCUUACUUGUAUUUGUUAAUACAAAAUCUGGUGAUAAUCAGGGUGUAAAGUUUUUACGACGAUUUAAACAGCUUUUAAAUCCAGCUCAGGUUUUUGAUCUCAUGAAUGGUGGACCUCAUCCAGGACUAAGAUUAUUCCAGAAGUUUGAUCAGUUUAGAAUAUUAGUAUGUGGUGGUGAUGGUAGUGUUGGAUGGGUCUUAUCAGAAAUUGAUAAAUUAGAACUGCAUAAACAGUGUCAGAUAGGUGUUUUACCCUUUGGUACUGGUAAUGAUUUAGCCAGAGUACUAGGAUGGGGUUCAACAUUUGAUGCUGAAACACAACUGCCUGUGAUAUUAGAAAAACUAGAACAUUCACAAAUAAAAAUGUUAGAUAGAUGGAGUAUAUGGACAUAUGAGGGUACCAUGCCUCCACCUCGUAAACUGUCUCAGCAGUUUGAUCUAAUAUCUGUAUAUGAAGAUUCUGUUGCUAAUCAUCUUUCCAAAAUAUUACAUUCCGAGGAUCAUUCUGUUGUUAUAUCAUCUGCAAAAGUUUUAUGUGAAACAGUAAAAGAUUUUGUUGCCAAAGUAGGAGAAUCUUACAAGACUGAAGGCAAAGAAUCUGAUAUAUCUGAUAAAUGUAAUGUAUUAAAUGAAAAAUUAGAAAGUUUGCUCACAACGUUAGAAGAAGAAGCUCAAGCCUCUACUCAGGUACCAAAGAAGACAGAGCCUGAAGCUUGUAUAGGUUCUCCUGACAGAGAUAUAGUCCCAAAUGAAAUCACUACAAAUAUAACAAAUACCAAAUCUGCAAUAUUUAAACCAAGAGAUGCUUUAAUGUCCAGAGCCAAUAGUUUAAAGAAAGCUGUCCGACAAAUCAUUGAACAUACAGAGCGAGCUGUUGAUGAACAAAAUGCCCAAACACAACAGUUUCUUGAGAAUGAGUCCAGGUCUGUGGGAAGUACAGAAGAAUUGGACAAUAAUCAUACUGGGUCCUUGUUAGCUGAUAACCAUACCUCAAGGUCAGCUCCAUCAUUCUCAGUGUUUACUUCAGAGGAAAUGCCACCACGAUUCCAGUUAAAGGCCAGUAAAAUAGACACAUCACCAAAGAUAUUGCCUAUAUCGUCACGUAGAAUUAGUAGUAUGAGUACCUUAUCCAGUAUAGGUUCCAAUAUGUCUAAUAAAAGUUCCUCUAAAGAUAACAUUCCAAUGUCAUUAUUAGGGUUACCUAUAGUGGAUUAUGGUGCAUUACCUAGUCUUAGUAGUAGUAUAGCAGCUAAAUUAGCUGGUGGUAGUUUUAUAAGUAAAGUUCUAUUAGCUAAUGCUGAUGCUUUGUGUGCUGCAGCCUCUCCUUUGAUGGAGGAAGAGAUUCCAUCAAGGGAGUAUAUUGAAAAAUGUGUAAUGAAUAAUUAUUUUGGAAUUGGUUUAGAUGCAAAAAUUUCCUUAGAUUUUCAAAAUAAAAGAGAAGAACAUCCAGAAAAAUGCAGAAGUAGAACCAAAAAUUUUAUGUGGUAUGGCGUUCUGGGUGGAAAGGAAAUUUUACAGAGGACAUUCAAAAACUUAGAUCAACGAGUACAGUUAGAAUGUGAUGGACAGAAAAUUCCUCUGCCUAGUCUACAAGGCAUUGUAAUACUCAAUAUUCCAAGUUACAUGGGAGGUGCUAAUUUUUGGGGAGGAACAAAAGAAAAAGAUACAUUUCAAGCCCCAAGUUUUGAUGACAAGAUUUUAGAAGUUGUAGCAGUAUUUGGUGGUAUGCAGAUGGCAGUCUCCAGAGUAUUAGAUAUACAACAUCAUAGAAUUGCUCAGUGUAGAACAGUAAAGAUAACAAUAAUUGGUGAUGAAGCUGUUCCUGUACAAGUCGAUGGUGAGGCUUGGAACCAACCACCAGGCUAUAUCAGAAUUGUCCAUAAGAACAGAGCACAGAUGCUGACCAGGGACAGGGCAUUUGAGAAGACCUUAACCCAAUGGUCAGAGAAACAGAAAACAGAGAGACCACGGAGUCCUCAAGCCAUCCCUCUCUCUGAGGAAGAGUCAAUAGUUUUACAGAGCUUUGUAGAGGCAGCAUCCUCCCUUAUAAAGUGUGUGAAAGUAGUUUCCAGGAAGUACAGUGCUGUUGAAGAAGAUUUGUAUCCCCUAGCAACCCAGUCUUCAGAAUUCUUAGACAAUUUGUUUCCAUCAGGACGACUAGCUGAUCUUGAUACAGAUGAAACUGAAAUAAGCCAGCCAACAGUACGAAGUCAAGUAACAGAUUUUAUACGUAGUGUCCAACAUCUUUAUAAUGAUACCAAUGUCUUUCUUACUGAUAAAGCAGCUCUACUAAGACUAGAUUCAGAUGUGACGGAUCAGCUCAGUAUGUGUCUCGCUCAGUUAGAUAUAGAAUUACAGAAAAUUUGUCAGAUAUUUAACCUUCCAUUCCAUACACCAUCACCAUCCGUUUCUCAGGAAGAGCCUCUUACUCCCAGUAUAGAACAGAGUAAAAAAGGCAAACCUGGUAGAUUAAAGCAUGUAUAUAAUAAACUGAAAGGCAAGAGUAAAGACAAAGAUAGCAAAGUUAACAUUCCAGUUUCAUAUAAUGUAUACACUUGGACAACAGAUGAUGUGGGUUUGUGGUUAGAGUCCUUAUCACUAGUAGAGUACAGAGAUUCAUUUAUAGGGCAUGAAAUCAGGGGCACAGAACUCUUAUCCCUAGAUAAAGGGGACAUACAGGAUCUAGGAGUUCACAAAGUAGGCCAUUUGAAAAGAAUACAACAGGGGAUUAAGGAGUUAAAUAAUCGUAUGGCAGCUUUUGAGAAAUCAUCAUGACAAAAUAGUACAUAAUAGUUAAUGGUGUCAAGUCUAAUAUGUGUUAAUGUCCUGUAUGGAUAAUGUUCAGAUGUAACAUCAUAAGUGGCACUGUCUAUGUCUUGUCGCAUCAGUAUGCUACAUAUUUAUAUGUCACUUACAUCUUUUAAUUGCUGUAUUAAUUUACUAAGCACCAAAGUACUUAUUUAAAAAAAAAAAAAUCUACCUAGUGAAUGAUAGUAUUUGGCCAGAAAUUUGGGGAAGUUAAUUGUUGAAAAUUAAGAAGAUUCACAUUUUUGUUCAAAGAAGAUUCUGAAAGUUAAAUUUAAUUUAAUAAUGGAUGUAGCUUUUAUUCACAAUGUUACUGGGUUUUUGUAAGGGGCUCCUUCCAGAUGAAUAUACAUUGUUUCUGAAAUAUGGUUGUUACCAGUUGAAAGUGCUUAAAAGAUUUGAAAUUCUAAACUAGAAGUAGUACUUCAGAAUACUUAUUUGUUUUUUGUUGAGUAAUUCAGAAAAAAAAUACUUAAGGCUGUAUCUUCCAAUAUUUUGUCAGUACAGAUAGAUAUAUUUGUUUUGUCUGACUUUUAAAAUCGUAAGUGUGUUAAGGCAUUUAGAGCUACAAAAAAACUUGCAAUUGAAAUUUGUAUUGAUGUUGACAGUUUAAAUGGAUAAAAAAUUGAACUAUCAAACUUAAUGUCAAGAUUAUAUCAAUCACAUUUCUGUCUAAAAGUUUUUUAAAUCCCAUAGUCCUGAGAACAAGAUUCAAUCUUUAUAUAGUGAGUAAAAGUGUUAAAGAAGGGAUAGUAACAGGUGUACCAACUUCAGUUACUGUAUUGAGAUUAAGUAAUAGUACUUGUUUUCUCAUUGUAUAAUUAAAAAAAAAUGAUAAAACUGGACACUAUUAAAAAAAUUCCUCUUAAGAGGCAAAACUCAGCAUUGUAUUGACGUCAGCAUUUAUUGUAAAUGCUUUAAUAAAAUGUGUUUGUGCGUGACUUUAAUAAUUUUGUCCAUGUGUUAUGUGUAAAUUGUAUAUGAAAUGCAAAGACAUUUUUCUACUUUUUCAGAUAAUUGUCAUUUUUAAAUAGUAGCUAUUAAAUGUUAAAUAUUGUUGGGACCAAAGCAUUGUUUAUUUUUUGUACUAUUUUUUAUGAGUGAAAAUUAUUUACAUUCAACUGAGAAUUGAUCUUAUAAGGUUCAGUUAAAAAAUUACUGAGUGUUUGUCUUCUUUAAAUUUGAAAACUUAGAAUUUUAAGAAUUAAUUAGAAGAAAUUAAAAGAUGCUUUGUUUAUAUAUUUUUAAACAACAUGGACAAAUUUCAGAUUUCCAUCAUUUGCUGAGUUGUUCAUUAAUAAAAUCAUAUUGAAAUGAAUGUACUUGAAUUUAUAGUGUUGUUGUGUCAAGUGGCAGUCUUUAAUAAAACUAUUGCCAAACAGAUAACUUCUUUUAAUUAUACUCUUAAAAAAUUAUAGUUAACAUAUUGUUGCUUAUAGCUUGAAUAUAGUAUUUUUGAGUUUUUAUUUAACUUUGACAGUUAGCUUUUGAUGGCAAAAUUUUGUGUUUUUUUUUGUUUUUGCCCAUAUUCAGAAUGUACAUUUUGAUUUAUGACCCUUUGGAAAAAGUAAAUAUCUUCAUUGCUGAUAAAAAUGUAUUUGAUUUAAAGCUUAACCUUCAUUAUUAUAAAAGGAUGAUUCUUUGAGCAUAUCUUUUCUCUUAGUUUAUGAAAAUGUUGAAGAAUAGUCCUUACAAGUGAUCAAAAUUGAAUAUGAGUUUUGUUUCAUCUUCAAACAUGAUGAACAGAUUUUAUUCAUAUUACAGUCAGUUUGGCUGAUCUUGUUUGUCAAAUAAGUCUGUAUUUUUUGACAUAAGAUCAAAUGAAGUAUUGGAAUCACGAACCAGCAUUGUAAUUUAUAAAGACAAAAAUUAACAAUUUAUUUGAAUACAAACAACAAUAGACAUUUAAAAAUAUGAAGAAAAUGUCAUAUAAAGGCAUCAAUAGGAUGUGAAUGAAAAAAGGAUAUUUCCCUCUUUGUAUUAUCCAUGUCAUUUAACCUUUAAUCCUUGAGAAUGGUACUUUAUUAUUGAUCUCAUUUUAUUUUUGUAGCAUAGUAUAUAUGUCUGAUCAUUGUCAGACCAAAGAUUAUUAUUUAAUAUCUGUAAAUAUCUUUUGUUUGUAUAGAAGAGUUAUUUAUUUAUUUUUAUUUUUAUAAAAAUUGGUACACAAGAUGUGUUUUUUUUUUUUUCAUUUGCUUUGUUUUUGUUUGUUUGGGUUAAUUAUUUUAUUAAUAUCUCUUUUUAGCUCACCUGACCUAAAAGGUCAAGUGAGCUUUUCUCAUCACUUUGCGUCCGUCGUCCUGCGUCCGUCGUCCGUCGUCCGUAAACUUUUACAAAAAUCUUCUCCUCUGAAACUACUGGGCCAAAUUUGACCAAACUUGGCCACAAUCAUCAUUGGGGUAUCUAGUUUAAAAAAUGUGUCCGGUGACCCGGCCAACCAACCAAGAUGGCCGCCAUGGCUAAAAAUAGAACAUAGGGGUAAAAUGUAGAAUUUGGCUUAUAUCUCUGAAACCAAAGCAUUUAGAGCAAAUCUGACAUGGGGUAAAAUUGUUUAUUAGGUCAAGAUCUAUCUGCCCUGAAAUUUUCAGAUGAAUCGGACAACCCGUUGUUGGGUUGCUGCCCCUGAAUUGGUAAUUUUAAGGAAAUUUUGCCGUUUUUGGUUAUUAUCUUGAAUAUUAUUAUAGAUAGAGAUAAACUGUAAACAGCAAUAAUGUUCAGCAAAGUAAGAUCUACAAAUAAGUCAACUUGACCAAAAUGGUCAGUUGACCCCUUAAGGAGUAAUUGCCCUUUAUAGUCAGUUUUUAACCAUUUUUCGUAAAUUUUUGUAAUCCUUUACAAAAAUCUUCUCCUCUGAAAGUACUAAGACAAAUUUAACCAAACUUGUCCCCAAUCGUCCUUAGGGUAUCUAGUUUAAAAAAUGUGUCCGAUGACCCCGCCCGCGAACCAAGAUGGCCGACAUGGCUAAAAAAUAAUACAUAGGGUAAAAUGCAGUUUUUGGCUCAUAUCUCUGAAACCAAAGCAUUUAGAGCAAAUCUGAUGAGGAUAAAAUUGUUCAUUAGGUCAAGAUCUAUUUGCCCUGAAAUUUUCAGACCAAUCAGGCAACACGUUGUUGGGUUGCUGCCCCUGAAUUGGUAAUUUUAAGAAAAUUUUGCCGUUUUUGGUUAUUAUCUUGAAUAUUAUUAUAGAUAGAGAUAAACUGUAAACAGCAAUAAUGUACAGCAAAGUUAGAUCUACAAAUAAGUCAACAUGACCAAAAUUGUCAAUUGACCCCUUAAGGAGUUAUUGCCCUUUAUAGUCAAUUUUUUACAAUUUUCAUAAAUUUUGUAAAUUUUUGUAAAUUUUUACAAUAUAUUUUCCACUGUAACUACCGGGCCAAGUUCAUUAUAGAUAGAGAUAAUAGUAAGGAGAAAGAAUGUUCAGUAAAGUAAGAUCUACAAACACAUCACCAUCACCAAAACACAAUUUUGUCAUGAAUCCAUCUGUGUCCUUUGUUUAAUAUGCACUUAGACCAAGGUGAGCGACACAGGCUCUUUAGAGCCUCUAGUUUUAUUUAAAUAUUAUGAUUUGGUUAUUAUUGUAUGUUUUGUUUUGUCUUAAAUUAUGAAAUCAACCAAAGGGUUCAUUUGUACUUGAUUGCAAGGCACUUGCAGUUAUCUUGUGAUAUCAGUUUCUCAGGAACUCCACAGAUUUGUACACCAUUCUAUUAAAUAAACAUGUUGGUUUUGGAGAAGUAUCAAUGGUCCUUUUCAUAUCAUUAUUAAUGUACCGGUAUUCAUUGAUUUAUUUCAUUCUGUAUGCUUUAAAAGGAUUUUACAAUGGCAUAAUUUUCACCUUCAAAUUUUCAACUCACUUACUGAAUAUUGUUUUUAAAGUAUGGAGAAACUUUAAAGUGAGUCGAUAGAAUUUCAGAGGACAUGAUGUUACACAGUCAGUUGUGAGCAGUUUCCUUUAUUAUAACAUCGCAAGAAAGAAAUCUAACUGUUAUAAUGAUAACCGCUUAAAAUGUUUUUAAAAAAAGUAAUUAUUUUUCGAAUGAAACAAGACAAAUAUUUGUGUUUUCUGAGAUGCAACCAACACUUUCACUAAAUAUGGGAAAAAUUCUCCAAAACCAUAACUUGUAUCUUUAUUUUUCAAGGAUCUCAUCUUGCCAUUCAACAGGUUUCAAAAUCUUGAAAAUAAAGCUGUAUGACUGCCCUUAAAUAUGACUUUGUUUCAGAUUUUGAUCUGGAUGAUCAUACCAUAUCAUGGACUUCACCAUUUCUACCUAGAUUAUUUAGCGACAGCAGGCAACAAACUUAUUUCUUGAAAGACUUGAACUCUUAUGGUUUUGAGAAGUAGAAAAAAAGAUGUAUGGUUUCUGCACAUAGUUUUGUCUUUUUUAAAAUUAGACAAGAAAGUCCCCAAAGUGAAAAAAGCUCAAAUGGCAAUGGAUGUCUCUGUAUCCAUGCCAAAUUCUUUAAAACUGUUACCCUAAUUUUUGAAAGCUGUAAACAAUGAUUUGUCAGAACUGAGGAAUAAUCCAGGAAUCAGCUUUAAUGGAAGAUAUUAGGGAUUUGCUUAUGUGAAAGUGUCAUAUAAUAAUGAAUAUAAGACAGUAGUUUUGUACAACUAUAAAUUGUCCAUUUUGAUCAACUGACUUUAACCUGCAGAUGGCCAGUAAUUAUGUUAAGGAUAUAGGGCAAUGGUCCAAAGGUUAGUAAAAUAAUGGUCUUUUUUUUAGUCAAAUAUAUACAUAUAUAAUGUUUUAUAUAUAAUGUUUUGCAAUAGAAUAUUUUUUCUUGGUUCACACUAAACUUAAUAUUUGAAUUUUUGAUGGUAAUUAACAUAUCAAAUAGGUAAGAUCUCCUGGAAAAAGUGAAAAAAGAAGACUUGAAAAUAUGUUUCUGCAAUAGCUUCAAGUUUUGCUAUUGUUAGCUUCAAUUCCCAGAUUAUUUUUUUGUCAUUUAAUUAAUCAGUUUGACAAAAAUACUCAAACAAGUUGCAAUAAGUUCAUUUCAAAAAUCCAAAACAAAAAUGAACAAAACUCAAGAAAGGAUUAUGUGUGCUUAAUUCAAAUUAUCAGCAUUCCAUUUUACAGAUCAUGUCAAAUCAUUUUAACAAUGGGUUUUAAAUGCCCUCAAGCUGCAGGCCAGCUUUCAUACAUUAAAUAUAAAAAGUCAUGCUAGUAAUGUGAAUAUUUGUUAUUGAUUGGUAUCUAAUUGUGCUGAAGAUAUACACCAAUUUCAAGUUUGUCUGCCAUUGAAGGAAAUUUAAUGUUUUACACACAAUUUUUUUUAAGGGUCAUUACUGAAAACAUUUGACGCCACAAACCAAAGUUAUUGUUUAAUAAACAUAUUCAGUUCAACUAGUGCGAAGUUAAGAUCAGUUGAAGUGAAAUCCUUGAACUUGAAAUUGGUGUAUUGAAAAUACAUUCUUGCUGGUUCAAAAUUUGAAAUAUAAUAUACCUCAUUCAUGUAUAGUAACUACAUUUUGUCUAUGUUUAUAAGUCUGUAAAACAUGUGCUGUUGUCUGAUAUUGUGUAAUGCUUUUUGAUGUGUAUUUUUGUAAUGUAUCAAGUCUUGUAUGAAUUAAUCUUACAGUGGUCAUUAUUCUAAACAAAAGUAAAUCUAUGCAAUUGCAUGCAGGAACCUGUAUCCAUUUUUACCAGUUUAUCUUAGGCUGACAUACAGUUGAGCAUAAAAGUUUCAUGCAAAUUAUGCAUAUUUAUUUAGUUAUGUUUUAGAUUGUCAAUUAAUGAAUUUUCAUUAAAGAUUAAAAAUAAAUAGCAUUUUUCAAAAACAUUUAGCAAAUUGUCACAUGUUAGGUUUAUCCAUCCAUGUGCAUGAUUCACAUCACUAGUAGUAUUUCCUUAUGCCUCUUCAAAGAUAUUUGCGUGGAAUCACCAAUUAUGUUUGACCACUGAAAGAUUAGAAAAGAAAACUGUCCCUACUAUUUGUACAUAUGUUCUUUUUACCUAUGUCUUUCCAUACAGUUAUUUUCAUUGAGAACAAAUUUAUUGCCCUUGUUGAAUUUUAUAUAGGAAUACAGUUGAUAUGUCAGUAUAUCUUGAAGAAAUUUAUUUUGUCUUUUAUGGAUAGAUAAUUGUUUGAAAUGUCUUUAUUGCACUUGUAUGUGUGAAUGUAACUUUUAAGGAAAUUUUAUUUAAGUUGUUAAGCUAAUGGAUGGGGAAAAUAUUUCUUUGCAAAAUUAUAGUAUGGACAAGUUUUCAAUGCAAAUACACAUUAUAAAUUUUGGGCUUCCGAAGCAGUUUUCUGGAUUAACUUUCAUUAGGAAAGCUCAAACCGAAAUAUUUGAAAGCCAGGGAUGUAUAGAUACAUAUACUCUACCUUGAAAUAUGUGUGCUUAUUAAAACAGUCUUCAAAUGGGAACAGUCCUCUACAAACCUUUUUUUUUUUAUUUAAAUCAAUGGCAAUUUGUGUUUUUGUGUCCUACCUGAUAAAGACAAAAUAUUUCUCAAGAUACUAAGUAUGAUCUAUAGUAUGUGUUGCAGAAUACUCAUGUAAAAUUCUUAUAAAUGAUAUAUACAGUCAAACCUACCAGCAGAUAUAAUUCUCUAUGUACAUGUAUGCUCGACAAACACUGCUUUUCUUGAAUGUCAUUGAUGACUGUCAAAGUUUAACUUUCACAAAGGUCAGUUUCAUCAUACCGCAAGAUCGAACCAAACCUAGGUUAAAGUUUGUCCAUUCUAAAAUCAUUAGCAACCCUGCGUGUCAACUAGGAUGGACGUAAGAGCCUCUGCGUUACCAGAACAUUCCAAGCCUUUUAUAAGAUUUUGCUCUGCCAAAUAAAAUCAAAUUGGUGAAAUUCCUUUAAUGAUCAUCUUCCAAAUUUUGUAUGAUGGUUUCACCUAUUAUCUAAGAUGGCCUUCAGAGUAUUUUGUUUCAUCAUUUCUUCAACAUACUCUACUAAUUUUACCCAUAAAAGAUAUAGAAAUCCUUUCAGAAUCAUAUUAUUUGAUCAUGGGGGACUGUAUGGGUGGUAAUAACACCCUUCUAAUAUACAUACUGUAGAUCAUACAGAUGAUGUUGUGCAAGUUUAUAUUUGUUACAGAUAUUGUAUGAAAGAAAAGACACAGAUUUUCUACCUUUGUAUGAUAAUUGUUAAACCUUAGUGUUAAUAUUUUAAUAUAUUUUAUGCUUUUGAAACAUUUUCUACAAUAUUUUGUUGUUUUUUUUCACAGUUCAAGUUUAUGCAUUCAUCUAGUGUCAAACUGUGAUUUUUUUUAAUUAAAAAUCUGUAGACCCAUAAAUAUUGUUCCUUUCAAAAUGUCAUAAAAACAAUAAAAAUUUACAAGA